This is a messenger RNA of Aptenodytes forsteri (emperor penguin), 1349 nucleotides long. It is a transcript of the gene IFRD2, whose product is annotated as interferon related developmental regulator 2. The transcript has 9 exons. Lineage: Eukaryota; Metazoa; Chordata; Aves; Sphenisciformes; Spheniscidae. The record is from RefSeq and is a predicted model, not a curated record. The coding region runs from base 85 to 1050 and encodes 321 amino acids.
AAGACGCGGCAGGUGGCACUGCAGAGCCUGCGCCUGGCCUUCUCCUCCAAAACCCUCUCCGAGUUCCUGCUGGAGCGUCGCCUCAUGCUCACCGACUCCCUGGAGAAGUGUCUCAAGAAAGGUAAAGGGGAGGAACAGGCGCUGGCGGGCACUGUCCUCACCCUCCUCUGCCUCCAGAUGGGCUCCGGCCCAGAGGGGGAAGAGGUGUUUCGCAGCCUGAAGCCCCUGCUCAUCAGCGUCCUGACAGACAGCACGGCCAGCCCCAGCGCCCGGCAGAGCUGUGCCACGGCCCUGGGCAUGUGUUGCUACAUUGCCGCUGCUGACCUCGAGGACCUGGUCUUGUGCCUGUCCUGCUUGGAGAGCGUCUUCAGCCCCCCCAGCGCAGGCGAGGGGGGCUUGGCACCUGCCCAGCACGGCCCUCUGCACUGCAGCGCGCUCCAGUCGUGGUCCCUGCUCCUCACCAUCUGCCCCCCCUCCCACAUCAAGAGCAUCUUGGACAAUCGCUGGCUGAAGCUGCCCCCGCUGCUGUCCAGCAGCAGCGUCGCGCUGCGCAUCCUGGCUGGGGAAACCAUCGCGCUGGUCUUUGAGCUGGCUCAGGACAUGGAGGAGGACUUGUGCCACCAAGAUACAGAGUUCCUGCGUGCCCAGCUCAAGGUCCUGGCUACCGAGAGCAACAAGUACCGAGCCAAGACGGACCGACGGAAGCAGCGCUCCAUCUUCCGGGACAUCCUGCGCUUCAUCGAGAGCGGGGAGUACCAGGAGGAGACCAUCCGAUUUGGCCUGGAGUGCAUGUACCUGGACAGCUGGGCACGCCAGCGGACCUACCAAGCCUUUAAAGAGGUGCUGGGCUCCGGCAUCCGCCACCACCUCCAGAACAACGAGCUGCUACGGGAGAUCUUCGGCCUCGGGCCCCCCUUGGUGCUGGAUGCGGCUGCUCUGAAAGCCAGCAAGGUCUCCCGCUUCGAGAAGCACCUCUACAACUCGGCUGCCUUCAAAGCCCGCACAAAAGCCCGGAGCCGGGUGCGGGACAAGCGGGCAGAUGUGCUGUGACGGGCGGAGGGGGGCAGAGCCCCCAGCCCACCUGGACUGCAGACCCAGCACUGUGAGGGGCAAGUGCCCCCGCCCUUGGGCUUUUAUUCAUGUACAGCAGAGUAUUUAAUGCCUGGAGCUGCCCCGCUGGGGGCUGCCCCCUCUUUUAUUUUUUUAACCAAAAAGAAGAAGGAUAAAAGAAGAGCGGGGGGGAGGUGGUGGCGUGCUGCUGUGUGCCUGCUCUGCGGCUGGGGCUCCGCGUGGCAUGGUAGGAGGGGAUCUCACAGAGCUCCCGCAGCCCCUUUCGGAAGCAGGGCUCG